GUUUUGAAAUGAACCUUUCUGACUUUGUUAGGGAUAUAAAACUUAUUCCAGGUUAUUUCUUCCACUCUGGCAGUAAUGGGAGCACUUUCUCUUUAAGAAAAGUGACAGCAACCAGCGGUGGAGGAGCUGGUCAGGAGGAGCUGGCCAGGAGCGGACGGCAGUGGAGGAAUCUCAAAACUUUUCCCAACAACACACACGCACACAUACAGACAGUGCAGUGGUCUGUUUACAGCUUCACUUCGUUCCCAGUUUGACCUGAAUGUGAAAAGACGGCUACGUUUUACUUACCGUGGCUGUCGAUGAUGAAGUGGAUGCUACUGACCGCUUGGAAAAAAGGAAACUUCCGAGAGGGAAAACUUGCGGAAUGAUGCCCGAGCGACUGCAUCACCUCCCUCCAAAGUUCAGCUAAGGUGGCUAACGUUAGCUAGCUUAGGAAGUUUUUUAUAGACUUGCCUCACUUGUGAGAACUAGCAGUAACUUAACACAGGUGUGGUGGACAAAGUGAGGGGGUUUUCUAAUACGGUGUUGCAAACUGAAUGCUUUCAUCCUCGGCUUGUUAUCUUACAGUAACGUUGUCAAGCUAAUCACUUUUAGCCAAGUGCAGCUAGCUGACAGACAGCUUUAGCCUUGUGUCAGCUGAAGUUCAGCACAUAACUAACUCACAGUGAGACAUGACAGGACACAGACUUGUUUCGUUUACCAGCAGCGCACUCAAAUCCGUCAUAAAAAGGCUGGGCUGCUUUUAACGUGUCUAUAAACAAGUGAACAACACAUGCAUGGACCGACUGGAGAAUAUCAACACUUGUUGGAUGCUACAAAGAGGAGAUGUGAAGGGAUGAGAAAGGAAACCCUGAUGACCGCAGUUUGAGAAAGACUUUUCAGAGGCCCAUUCUACAACCUGGAGCAUCUCUGCAUCGCUGCUGCAGUUGUUCAUCACCUACAACCAGAACGUCUGCGUCUUGGAUGAAGUGAAAAGCUCUAUAAUGAAGGUGACGGUGACAUUUGGGCAGACAGGUGUGGUUGUGCCCUGUAAGGAAGGGUGGACUGUGAGGGACCUCAUCCAGCAAGCCACGCAGAGAUACAGAAAACUGCUGGAACAGGAAGGGGACUUCCUGGUUCGGACUCACCAUGUUGAAUACUGUGAUGGGGGAAUUUUGGACCCUGAUGAUAUACUCAGUGAUCUGGUAGAAGACAAGGACAAGCUGAUGGCGGUGUAUGAGGAGCAGGAAGCCCAGCAGAGGGGUGCGGCUAACGCAAGCCUAGCCCCCAGCCCUGACCUCUACCAAUCCGAGCUCUCCGUCUUCCAGCCAAUCACAGGAGGGGAGAUAGAAGUCACUUCCUCAGCCCUCAAGUCCAAUACUCCCCUGCUGGUGAGAAGCAGCAGUGAUUCAGCCCUCGGGCCCCAGCCGUCUGAGACUGAACCCUCCCUCAAUGAGGACACCACUAUGAUGGCAGCGAGUCCCGCUGUGGAGAGGCCAGCAGGGGUGGAAAAACCCCAAGGCAAACAUACCUUCAAUGGCAGCCUGACCAGAAUAGUGGAGAUCCUGGGAGAGGACAGUCCCCUGGGAAUCCAUGUGGUUCCCUACAGCUCAUCCCUCAGUGGACGGCCUCUUGGUCUGUACAUCCGUGGAGUGGAGGAGGAGAGUCGCUCAAGAAAGGAGGGAUUGUUCCAGGAGGACGAGUGCAUCGUCAAGAUCAACAACAACGACCUCAUGGACAAGACCUUUAGCCAAGCCCAGGAAGUGUUUCGUCAGGCGAUGCGCUCAUCAGUUGUCCGUUUGGAAGUAGUUCCCUCCUCCAACAGAGAACGCUAUGAGAAGAGUCUGAUAGGGCACCUGGUUAACAGCAGCGCCGGCCCUGACGGCAGCCCCCGAAUCACCAAGACCAAAGAACCGCCUCCACCUGUCAAAGCCAAACCCGUGUUUAAACCUUCUGAGAAUCCAGCCAUGCGAUUGGCAGAGGACGCUGCCAAUCUAGAAGCUGCUGCGAGCACCCCCAAGGGGAGGAGUGAGAGCCCUCUUCCUAAGAAAAGUCCUGCCCUCUCCAGCUUGGUGACAAAUAAGCGAGGAGGACGAAGAUUGAGGAUUGACCUAAAGAAAGGUUCGGAAGGUCUUGGUUUUACUGUUGUAACCAGAGACUCUUCAGUUCAUGGCCCCGGUCCUAUUCUAGUCAAAAACAUUCUGCCACGUGGAGCUGCUGUUAAAGAUGGACGCCUACAGUCUGGAGACCGCAUACUAGAGGUCAACGGUGUUGAUAUCACAGGUGUGGGCCAGGAGGAAUUGGUGUGUAUGCUACGCAGCACGCGGCAGGGAGAGAGUGUGUGUCUUGUGGUCCUGCGGCAGGAAGACAUGUUCCUGCCCCGAGAAAUGAAGGACGAGGUGUCCCGUGGGCCAGGCUUUAUUUCGGAGAAUGGGAAGGAGCAGCUCAUGUUUGAGGUGCCUCUCAAUGACACCGGCUCGGCAGGGCUGGGCAUCAGCCUCAAAGGAAACAAGUCCAGGGAGACGGGAGAGGAUCUGGGAAUCUUUAUCAAAUCCAUAAUACACGGAGGGGCUGCAUACAAGGACGGGCGUCUGUGUAUCAAUGACCAGCUGGUAGCAGUUAACGGAGAGUCGCUGCUAGGACGCUCCAAUCAUGUGGCCAUGGAGACACUGCGCCACUCUAUGUCACAUGAGGGAAAUGUAAGAGGGACAAUCCAGCUUGUGGUCCUGAGGGCUCUGAAGGAACAACACGGAGUGUCACCCAAUCGCUCAUUUGACAGCUCCUCUAGCCUGCCCGGACUGAUGAGCCCAGUGAACGGCCUGACAGGAUUGGUCAGUCAGACCAACGGCCCCGUUCACCCUCCCAUGGUGAACAACAAUCUUUAUGCAUCUAACGCGACUAAUGGGAAUUAUUCCCACAUGGAUGAGGAAGAGGAGGGGGAACUGUGUGGACAUGAAACGGAAUUAAGAAGCUCUACACAAUACUCCUACAUACAGGAAAGGGAAACCUCUGGCCCAGCUCAGCCCCAGUCUCCUACCCAGAGCCAGAACCAGCGGCAGUUCCAGCAUGUUAAAGCAUCCAAGAGCAUGGACCUGGGUACGAAUCCGCAGCACACUGUGGCAGACGAGAGCAACGUAGGAUCCCUGGUCGGAAACACCGCAGCUCCAUCGACUCCUGUGGAACUCGGCCCUACCCUCGGCCUGAAAAAGUCCAGCUCGUUGGAGAGUCUCCAGACCGCCAUGUCAGAGGUUAACAGAAAAAACGAACUCCUCCCCUUCCACCGUCCUCGCCCGAAUAUGAUCAGAGGAAGAGGCUGCAACGAGAGCUUCAGAGCAGCUAUUGAUAAAUCCUAUGAUGGGCCGCCUGAGGAUGAUGAUGAUGACGGUUCAGAGCAGAGUUCAGGCCGGGACACCCCGGCAAGUAGUUCAUCCCGCCAGGGAGUUGGAGAUCAGAUAGAGGAGAAAGCAGGCAAAAAAAACAAGAAAAAGAAAGCGAAAACAAAGAAGAAAGAAAAGACCAAGGGGAAAGGAAAAGAAAAAGAGAAGAAGAAAGCAGAAGAAUCUGAAGAGACAGAAAAGAAGAGCAAGAAAAUAGGAUUCGGCCUGCUGAGAUUCGGGAAGAAAAAAGAGGAGAAGAAGGAAGCAAAGGCAGCUUUGCAGCGACAGAAGUCAGACAUUCUGAGUGAUCUGGAGCUCGAGAGGAUGAAAGAUGAGAGGGAGAGAAUCGAGGCAGGGCAUCCUGAGCUGCGGGAGCACCGGUCCAGAGACCAGCAGGGUGGAGGUGGCGGGUCCGCAUAUCCAGAUGUUGAGGACGAUGACGCAGACCCCAACUAUGCCCGAAUACAGUCCUUCAGGGACCGCAACAUGGGUUCAAUACCACAGCAGCCUCUGGCUCAGUCACCUCCUUACAGUACAAUUCAGCACAGCCAUGUCCGGACUCCAUCCCCCCAGGGCCCUUCAUCCUUUCCAGGGCAUGGAAAUCAUGGUAACGACCCUGGAGCCAUCCCUGAUGAUGAUCCCCUCGAUAGGCUUUACGCGAAGGUCAACAAAAGAGGAGCUGGGGCUCCGUCCCCACCUGUGUCUGCUGCUGCCAAUGACGGCAGUGUGGACAGGAUCCAGCAGCUAAGAAGAGAGUACCAGCAGGCGAGGAGAGAGGGAAUGGUGCCGCCUUAUGAGGAGUUGGACCCACGGCGCAGAGGGCAUGAAAACGACAGGAUGCCAGGCAGAGGAGCAGAUCAUCGAUUGGCACCACGGUAUGAAGAGGUGGAACGUCAAUAUGCGUCCUUACCAAGACGAGGUCCGUUGGAUCCAGCUGAUUACCCCAUGCAGCCCUGGUCAGGUCUUUACACCGGACCUCCGCAAGCCCCACAGGGAUACCCUCAGGCCCCGUCCUACCCCAACCCCAACCCCCAGUCUGGUCCAUCUUACUCCGGCUAUCCCCCCGGCCAGCCAUACUCACGGCCAGGGGACCCUCGGGGUGUUGACCCUGGGUACUACCCCCACCCAAGCUCCCAGCAGAGAGGGCCUUUGAGGCAAGAUGUGCCCCCGUCUCCUACCCCUCCACUUCGUGGUCUCCGGUACGACACUAUGACCCGUGGAGCUGGGGCUGGUUACAGGCACAUGGUGGAUCCUGGUCCAGACCAAUAUGGCUAUACUGGAGACAGUGGAAGACAGCAACAGCAACACCAAACCAACCCAAGACAGAAGAAUGCCAUGACUGCAGCUGUGUAGACAAAUCAGGUCCAGAGAUGAAAAUAAGCAGAGUACUAACUGCUUUCAGUACUUCAAUGAAACAGAGUUAAAACCUCAUAGUGGUGUGAUUUGAAUCACCAUCAUUAUCAAACAUUGUCUAUGCUGUUUGAAGUAUAUGGUAAUACACAGACAAGCAAGGUAAAGGAGGUUAAUUGUAGAGUGGCUGGCGUGAUGCAUAAUAUCAUGUUGUUUGAAGUCAUUUAAAUUGCCUCAGUUUUCUUCCUGGAGUAUAAAAUUAGCAGGGUUCUUACUUUUCUAUAUACUCUGAUGAAGUCUUCAAGAUUCAGCUGGAGCCAAAAAAGUAAUUGGAUCCAUUUAAAUUAAGCCAUUAAAGGCAUAGAAACAUAGAGCUUUACAGCCUCAUAUUUUAAACAAUACAACAGUACAACCGCUGCACCCACAAGACAAAAACUCUCUGAAACAUAAUGACUAGCACUGUAAUAUGCUAGUUAUGCUAGCUAUAACUUAUGUGGCCAUUCAUAUAGAUAAAUGACACCUUUCAGUCUGUCGGUUGGUCGUUCCACUACUUUGAUCAGAAUUUAAAUAUCUGAACUAUUGGAUGGAUUGCCAUGACAUUGGAUACAAACGUUUAUGUCCCCCUCAGGAUGAAUUGUAAUUUCUUUGGUGAUCCUCUGACUUUUCAUCAAGCACCAUCAUUAGGUCAAAGUUGCCCAGUUCUCUGGUUAAUGACCAAAUACCUGCACAACUAAUGUCAUUUCCAUCAGACUCUGCAGUGCUAAAGUACAGCGCCACUAGUGUGGCUAUAGACUCUUAGUCUUGUUUGUGUGAUAAAGUCAAAUUUAUUCUCAAAACUGAAGCAGUUCAUGUUAAGUAAAAUGUGAUUGCUGGGCUUUGAGUCUACUCCUUAGGGUAAGUUAAGAUGUAGACGAUUGAAAAAGUCAAAAUAUUCCUGUGUCUCCAAAGUGUGCGGAUUGAAACUAAUUAGCCUGAAGAUAUGGUUCUUUGCUGUAUGAGUAAAUGCUCCUGAAACCAAAAAAAACAUUCAAGACAGUAUAUCCAUACAUGUCAGAUUUACAAUAAAAACAUUAGCAUGGUUUUAGCAUAUGGUAUUAACUAUUUGGGCAACAGUUAUAGUUUUUUAAAGCAAUAGUUCAACAUUUUGGGAAAUAAAAAAUAUGCUUGUUUUCUUAUUUCUUGGCUCUGAGCUGUUGUCAGGCAACCAGUGACCAGAGACUCAAGGAAGUAACUGGCCAAGAAAUAAUACAGCACAUAAAUCCCAUAAAAUGACGAAUUGUUGUUUUUACAGUUUGGGUUUUGUACGGAUUAAACAAAUGAGACACGACAUGUUAAUCAGUGAGCUGGAACUGGUAGGCAGGUUUUAUAACUGCUGUCACUGUAGUGUUAUAUUUAAUGGAAAGAUAACUCUCUGCCAGAAAGAAAAUAAGAGUAUUUCCCCAAAUACUGAACUAUUCCUUUAAAUGAAGUGCUCAUUUUGAAGCCUAUUGUCUAUAUGCCAAACAGGGAGAACGCCACUAUACCGAUCUUUAUGACAGUACAUAUUUUGUCGUUGUGACUUGUCAAUGAAUUAUGGAACUUUUUGAAUAAUUGAAAUGCAUUAUAGCACAGUAGAGCACUGUAUGAACUAUCUUUCUGUGUAAUAAUGUGCCUUUCAUUUUUAUCCAGCAUAUUUCUCUCAAUAAGGAUGAUUUUAAAUACCUGUUUUAGUACAGGACUACAUAUAAUAUGAGUCUGAAACCAUGCCUUACUGUUGGUUUACAGCACUUAUCAGUGACUCUGCUCCUGCAUUAAAAUUAUAUCUGUAUAACAACAUUUCAAACCACAGUCUAGAAGUUUUCAAAUCAUUUAUAUUCAAUUCAGGACACAAUAACAUUAUUGGAUUUGAGUUUAUCUUUGAGUGAUUUCUCUCUUUUUUUUUUUAUCUACUUGAAUCAUCUACUUGAAUGUACGAAAAACUUGCAUGGAUUACAUUUUCACAGUCAUCUGUUCGUGAUCCGUGAAGUCAACCUGUGUUUUUAUGAAUUAUUACUGCAUCAUUAAGAGUUUUAUUCUCACUUAUUGGUUUUCUAUCGUUAAAUGAGACAUCAAAUUCAGAGAUACUCCACAGCUGUAAACAAGAGGACCACUUUUUGCAAAGUUUCAUCAGAAAAUUAAUAUCAACCUGUGGAAUUUUACAUUUUUGGAAGAAGCUAAGGAAUAACGCUGAAACUCAGUUGAAGCAAUAAGCAAACCAAAGCAAGAUGAUUCCAACACCCAGCCCCAAUUAAAUAUUAAUUUGACAUUGCUGCCAUCUCCUCUACUGGGAGUAACUCCUAGUAUUUAGACAGUAUUUGUUUAAAACAUCUUUUAAACAUCCAAACUAUAGAAGAAGAGCACAUAUGUUAUAACGGUGCUUGAACACGAUCGAUAGAAAUGUAAAAUAAGUAGAGAAUAAGAAAUCUAUCAGUCUAAUAAUGCUGGAAUAGAUCUUUAAUUUGUAUGUUAUAAUCUAAUCAAACCACUUUGUCACAUAUCAGUCAAUGUGCAAUUUUCACGCUGAACGUGUUGGAGCAGAGUAAAAUGUUUAUGCCUUGCAGAUGUCGAUACUGUUGGAGUCAGAAAAAGCUUUUUUGGGGGGGCAGGGGGGAGCAUACAUUUCACUCUAUUACUCACUUUAGCCUCUUUUUCUCUGUGUUGUCUGUGUAUUCUAUGUACUGUAGUUUGGAUGUGAAGGAUGUUCCUGGCACUCUGUGACCCGGUGGUGUGGGCGUCAGUGUGUGUUGAAGUGCACACACAAGUUCUGUUGAAACAUGAAUUGAGCUUUAGAGUACUCUUCUCAGUGCUACACCAUAGUGUAUAUCCAUUUAGCCACUUACUAAACCAUCAAUUAAGUGUGACUAAGAGUUAGUUUCUAUCUCAUUUCUGUGUUUCACUCCACAAAGCUCAGCAGUAUUAAUUUCAAUGGGGAUUAAAUGUUUAAAAUGACAUUUCAGGAAUAGGUGAAUUGCAUUUCUGUUAAUAAUACCAUGGAUAAAAUCCCACUAAAGUGAAUGUUGAGAGUAAUUUGACUGAAACUGUGCAGAGUGAAGCAGAUUUUGUCUGAGAACCGUUUGUUUGUUUGUUAACGUAGACACAUUUUGAUUGGAAAGAGAAAGGAAGGCAGAGGAAAGAAGGAAGGAAGGAUGGGUUAAAAGAAUCUAGAUGAAAGAAAAACAGCGAAGAGAGGGAACAAAGGAGAAGAAAAGAGGGAUAGGUACGGAAACAAGGAAGAAAGAUGACACAAAAGGAUGUAGAGAGGGAAGAGGGAUAUUGAUGAAGAGGGAUUAAAGAAACUAAAGAAUAGAUUGUUGGAGAGAGUCCUUGUGGUUCAGAUUUGUUUGAUUCAAAGAGUUUUCAAAGAAGAAUAAAGCAGAGGAGAAAAAAAAUAAUGUGCCUAAAAUUUACAGCAGUGGGCUCGUAUUGACUGAAUGUAGUGACUGGGUAUUAUUCACAAAUAUUUAUCUUUUUCAUGCUACCAUCUAUUUUCAGCACCAGUAUGAGAAUCAAAACCUCCAAAUCAGGGAGGAAAAUUAGAGGAAAAAAAAACUGUCAAACUCUGGCUGAAAAUACAAUAAUAAUAAAGUACAGAACCAACAUCAAAAUCAUCCGUAUGCCCUUCUAGAUCAUUCACUCCUGUGCUAUGUGCUAACAGCGGGCUAGCACUUCAGCAUCUACUAUGUUGAAUGAUACUAUAGCGUGUCUAGCAUUACCUCAACUGUGACAAUGAUAAAUGGUGAGGUUAAAAUAGAAUUGAAGGGGGGAAAUGGUAAAAAAAUGUGCAUGCAAAGUUAUAACAAAAAGCAUGAAGUGAAUGUUUGAAUCUGUAGCCAAUAAUAAUAAAACAAAAGAUUAAAGAGUUCUGUUUAUAAAUCAGAAAAGAUCAGUUUUAUUACCUUGGUUACUGGAAAAAAAGAAACCAUGGAGCACUAGAGAAAAUGAUCUACUGUGGCCACAUGGAUGAUUUUGGUGUCAUCAUUCUGAAAAAUUGCACUCCUUUAAGACAGAAUGAGCAGAAAAGCUCAGAAGGAAGACGUCACCUCAGCUUGUGUGUCUCUGUCAGUGCCUGGUGACGCUUCGCUGAGCUACAGUAUGUUGAGAUGUAAACGUUACAUGAAGUUAUUAUUAUAUUACUGUUACUCGUCUGAUAUUAGUACACCAUUUACAUGUAUGCAACUCUUCUCAAGCAUUUAUUUUUAUAUAUUUCUUUGUAAUGACAGUUGGUGUGUUGCUGGUUGAGACCUAAGCCACAGAUUGUUUGACUACUGUUUACAUGCUACUGUAAGAAGCAGCUACACUGCAUACUUUUGACCAUAUUUCUCCUAAAUUCAAUUCAUGCUGGUGUUUCUGUUUUAUAUACACAGUUAACACAAAUAAAAAUGAACUAUUCAAGCAAUUUGCAACUCACUUUUUCAAAAACUUUGACCAACAAGACAUUGUGACACUUUGCAGAGCAUCGUUAAACAUAUCAAGCAUUCUGUAUGUACGGCUUUUUGGUUUUUCGCAGUAUACGAGUUGCACAAGUUGAAGGUACUAAUCAGAGUCUUCUGUUUGAAGAGUUCUGGUACUCCUGGAUCUCCCUUUCACAGAGACCAGUGUAUGAAGGAACCAACUAAAUAACCUCUCUGUCUUAGAAGUAUAACAAUUUUUUAUUAAACUGCUUGUAUUCAAAAAAAAAUCCCAAAAAAGAAGUGUAUCAAUGAUAACCAUGAUUUCUACUAUUGUUUUCCUACAUUUUAUAUUUAUGUAUAUAACAUCUUUUUUGCAUUAAAAGAUUCAUUUUCAAA
This is a messenger RNA of Thunnus maccoyii (southern bluefin tuna), 9511 nucleotides long. RefSeq names its product par-3 family cell polarity regulator beta b (gene pard3bb). Gene Ontology annotation, cellular component: cell cortex; apical plasma membrane; apical junction complex. The transcript is spliced from 27 exons. NCBI's taxonomy places the organism in Eukaryota, Metazoa, Chordata, Actinopteri, Scombriformes, Scombridae. The record is from RefSeq and is a predicted model, not a curated record. Gene Ontology annotation, biological process: microtubule cytoskeleton organization; cell adhesion; establishment of centrosome localization. Gene Ontology annotation, molecular function: protein binding; phosphatidylinositol binding. The coding region runs from base 984 to 4709 and encodes 1241 amino acids.